Rotaria socialis is the source of this 1353-nucleotide messenger RNA. NCBI's taxonomy places the organism in Eukaryota, Metazoa, Rotifera, Eurotatoria, Philodinida, Philodinidae. The record is from the annotation of a GenBank genome assembly.
AUGCUCGAUGAUAUUUUGGAUCUGCCGUUAUCAAACGCAGUCGUUAUAGGCUAUUUACAUGUGACUCUUCUAGGUCAUGCCAAAGCAAUAAUACUAUCCAUAUAUCGUCAGUUAAAGCCAAUACAACGUGAACAACUUAACAUUCAAUUAAGAAAUCAAAAUUUUCCUCACUUUUUUAAUAGAAAAAUAAGAUCGAUGGAUAAUUUUGCAUUUGUGAAAGGUGCAGAUGUUAGGAAUUUACUUUUUUACAGAUUAUUACCACACAUGAAUUUGUUAUUGUCAAGUGAACAAUAUGCCCAUCUUGUAUUAUAUGUUAUUGUUAUACGCUUGCUUCAUAGUGGCCAUAUAUUUGGUAACAAAACAAAUAAAAUUGCUGAUCGUAUCUUUUCUAGAUUUUAUGUAGAUCAUGAAUUGUUUUAUGAUAAGUUACAACCUCUUAAAUUGCAUCUACAUGCUCAUUAUUCAUAUAUGUAUGAAACACACGACUCAUUAUGCAAUUUAGGUUGUUUUGGCCAAGAAAGUUUCAUUGGAGCUAUAAGUAGUGAGCAUCACGGCACUCGCUAUUAUAGAGAUUCAAUAACUUAUUAUUAUAAUAUUGACCUUUGCAUUCAAAGAAAAAAAAUACGAAAGGCAACUAUCGAUGGACCUCAUGAUUUAUCUUUUACUACAACAAACGAUUAUGAUUAUAUGAACCAAAUUCAUUCUUCUUUAUGUAUGCGUAAUGAUUUGAGUUCAUGUUGUUUAAUUUAUCGUCAAUUUAUUAUGAAAAAUGAAAUAUUUCAUUCUUUAAUAUAUAAUAGAAGGCAAACUUCUGUUAGCUAUUUUGCACAAUAUUCAUUGGCUAAUGAUGCUAUCGAAUACCGCUUUGGCAUUAUUGAAUUAUUUUUUGUUUGUAAUAGUUUAAAAAAACGAUCAAUAAAACCAAAAACACAAUACUCACCAUCGAAUCCAACAACAGCAACCACUUAUCACUUGACCUUUGGCAAUGAUACGAAACAAAUGAUGAUCGUUGGUCAUUCAGGUAUUAAACGAUUUGUCAAUGAUAAUAAAGCAGUGCUGAAUGAUGGUCAUACAGCAAAAAUUAUUGCAUCAGUUUCAUCACCAAAACGCCCAAAUCAGGAAAAUCUUCCAAGUAAUUUAAUAACUCGUACAUUCGAUGAUCCAUCUUGUUUUCGUACCCAACGUCGUAGUUCAUUUUAUAGUUUUAAAGUAAGCUCACCAAUACCUUCUGAUGGCGAAGAAGUUAUCGAUGACGGUGAAGAAGUUUCAUUACGUCGUAUAAAUCAAGAAUUGCAAAAUACACAAGAACAUUUACGAGAUACACGAUCAGAGAAUCGUGAUACUCAUCAUUAA